AUGUCCAACUACACCUGCCGUGAUGGACUGAUUCUUCCGGCACUGGCGGUCUCACCUCGAAAUGCUGUACUCUAUCUAAUUGGUUUACUCUAUAGUUUCCUUGGGAUCUCUAUAGCUGCUGAUGUAUUCAUGUGCUCCAUAGAGAGGAUCACCAGCACGACGAGAAAAGUGCGCAAGAAGCAGGAUAAAGGAAUUUUGAUUGCUGGCAAUUUGUCAGAGGAAGAAGAGUACGAAGAGGUUAAGGUGUGGAAUCCAACGGUCGCAAAUCUCACUUUGAUGGCUCUCGGUAGCAGUGCUCCCGAAAUCCUUCUUUCCAUCAUUGAAAUUGUUGGAAACGGUUUUCGAUCUGGGGAACUCGGACCUGGAACUAUCGUUGGUUCGGCUGCAUUCAAUCUCUUCUGCAUUUCCGCUAUAUGUGUGUUAGCAGUUGCCUCGCCAAAUGGAAAACGCAUUCAGAUGUUCAAAGUGUUCGUCGUCACAGCAUUUUUCGGAACGUUUGCCUACAUUUGGCUUUUAGUGAUCCUCUCGUUUAUCUCACCGGACGUCGUCGAAGUCUGGGAAGCGGCGGUCACAUUAGCGUUUUUUGUUGUUCUCGUGGUUAUUUCUUAUUGUGUAGAUGUUAAGAUUUGGAAAAGCGAUAAAGCUGAUCUGGAAAACGAACUAGAGAUGGCAGAUCAAAAGAAACCGGCGGAAAAUUUGGACGUCAAUUUGAAGCGCUACGCGAGCAAACUCAGCAUACAACCAGAUGGAGCGAGAAUAACAGGAGAACUACCUAGACCAUCGUUGGACAUGAUUCGUUCCCUUUCUCGAGACGUUGGUCGUACGUAUCCGGCUUUAUCCGUCGAAGACCAAGCGAAAAUCCUAGCAUAUCGACUGAACAAGAAUACGCCACAUGAUCGUUUGUAUCAUCGUAUUCGAGCGGCUCGACUCCUCUGUUCGGGCUUAAAGAAGACAGACGUCGAGAGAGAAGUGGAGGAUAAACUGGUAAAAUACGCUGGUGUCACAACAACUGAUGGGAGAAGAAAACCCAGGGUCGAGUUCUCUGCAAGGGUUUAUGCUGUUGAACCAACCGAUAAGAAAGUAACCCUUACAAUCGUCCGACAUGGUCCCUGCCCGAAUGACAUCACCCUCAACUACUGUACUCAGAGCGGUGUAGCCAAGAAACACCUACAUUUUCUACCGAAGUCUGAAACAAUCAAAAUGGCAGCUAACGAGAGAACGAGGGAAGUGACCGUUGACCUUGUGGAUAAUGCAGAUUGGCGGUCGAACCAUGUCUUCUACGUCAAUCUGAAAAUACAGGACCAACCGGAAGACGACAAAACGAAGUUGGGCACUUGUGACGUAGCAAGAGUUCGAUAUCCAGACGACACGGCAUCGUUGAUGGGCGAACCGGCAAUAGAAUUUGUCCAUUCGAACUACGUUGCCAAGGAAAACUGUCGUUUGGCAAGAGUAUUUGUUACGAGAAGAGGAAAGAAACACCGCGGCGAUACUGUCGUACAUUACGAGACAACGGAUGUAACUGCACAAGCGGGUCACGACUACACCUCGGUGAAAGAUGGGCGUUUGAAGUUUGUGGGACAGGAGUACGAAAAGUAUAUCGAUAUUGAAAUUAUCGACGACAAGCAGGACGAAAAAGACGAGACGUUCAAUGUUGAGUUGACUUCAGUAGAAGAUGACGAAGUCACACUCGGGGGGAAGCGCCGUACGGUUGUCACUAUUGUGUCCGAUGACAACGCACUUAUGAACAUUGUGAACGUUCACAAGCUUACGGGACAUUAUAUGAGUAAACUUUCGUUAUAUAAGUCGUCGUGGAUGGAUCAGAUCCGUGAAGCUGUGUCUGUCAAUGCUGGAGACAUAGCGAGUGCCACACUUUGCGACUGUAUUUUACACGGUAUUGCUUUUCCAUGGAAAUUCAUGUUCUCCUUUGUUCCACCUCCAACAUUUUUCGGUGGAUGGCUUUGUUUCUUCGUUGGACUGGCUCUCAUUGGACUUCUUACUGCCGUCGUCGGCGAUCUGGCAUCGAUUUUUGGGUGCAUGGUUGGUUUAAAGGAUGCUGUCACUGCUAUCACGCUUGUUGCUCUCGGCACGAGCCUUCCUGACACCUUCGCAUCCAAAAUAGCCGCUGAAAAUGACGACACAGCAGACAACGCUGUGGGUAAUGUCACUGGGUCGAACUCUGUGAACGUAUUCCUUGGACUCGGUUUGCCAUGGUUAAUUGCCUCAAUCUAUUGGGCCUCUAAGGGCGAAACUUUCUCUGUUCCAGCUGCUGAUUUAGGAUUUAGUGUUACUGUAUUCAUGUGCUGUUCGGUGGUCUUCCUUGCUGUUCUUCUUUUGCGUCGCACAUCGGCCGUAUUUGGACAAGCAGAGCUCGGUGGUCCUUUUGGACCAAAAUUCGCCUCAGGAGUUUUCUUUGUUCUUUUAUGGCUCGUCUAUGUGGGAAUUUACUUUUUAUGGGAAGCGUAUCACGAAGCUGACGAUGUUGGAGUCUCCGUGGACAAAUAUAGAGGUGUGGACUACGAGUAUAAGCGAAGUCACCUUCUCAAAAUCAGUUUCCGAUGUGUGACACUGACGUUUGAAACCAGGGCGGGUGUAGCGCAGCUGGUGAGAUGUUGGACUGGAAAAACGCGGUCAAUGGUUCGAGACUGCCUCGGGACCAGCCAAGCCUUUCAUCCCUUCCGGAUAGAUAAAUCGCCGAGGUGUACGGGUUUGUUGACUCCUUAG
Molecule: messenger RNA, 2721 nt
Organism: Necator americanus (New World hookworm)
Lineage: Eukaryota; Metazoa; Nematoda; Chromadorea; Rhabditida; Ancylostomatidae
Exons: 22
Coding region: 1-2721 (906 amino acids)
Biological process (GO): calcium ion import across plasma membrane; cell communication; sodium ion transmembrane transport
Cellular component (GO): axon; postsynapse; sarcolemma
Molecular function (GO): calcium:sodium antiporter activity
Source: RefSeq, a predicted model, not a curated record